Messenger RNA from Letharia columbiana, 819 nucleotides. RefSeq lists its product as uncharacterized. Lineage: Eukaryota; Fungi; Ascomycota; Lecanoromycetes; Lecanorales; Parmeliaceae. The transcript has 2 exons. The coding region runs from base 1 to 819 and encodes 272 amino acids. The record is from RefSeq and is a predicted model, not a curated record.
AUGCCACCCAUCCGCCGCUACCUCCGCAUAACCCAAUACUCCGUCCUCGAAUGCCGCAUCUACCUUGACAAUCCCGCAGACACGUACCGCUGGCUCCUCAAUUCACGCAAUCCUGUUUUACCGCGUGUAAUUGAGGCUGUCCGCCCGCUCGUGUUGCCGAAGCUUAGGGAGGAAAAUGCCAAGGCAAAGUCGGGGAAGGCUGGGAAGAGAAAGGGGUGGAAGGAUGUUGUUGUCGAGGAUGACUUUGAAGUCGCGGUCUUCCUGACUGAAACAAGCUCCCGUCAUUCUAUUCUCAGGAAGAUGAAGACAGCGAAAACAGAAAAGGGCAGGCUGGGGACUACAGAUGGGAGGUUGACGGGCACGAGAGAUGCGCCGGUUGAGGUGGGCGAAGGUCCUCCGGGCUUGAUCACCGAGGAGAGCGAAGAGAGCGAGGGUGUUCGUAUGGCAGACCUACCCUCUGCUGCGGGAGGUGAGGCAGAUGAGAGGGCAACAUUGGCAAAGGAGGAGAGUCAGGAAGGGUUGUUCGUCUCCGACGAUUCGGAUGAAGGGAAUGUUGAUGCACAGGAGACGCCUUCCGCGAAGAACAAGAGCAAAGGAUCUGUGGGAGAGGAAGAGGAUGGUGGGGAAGAUGACAAGAAGAAGUUGGGUAUGGAUACCACUUAUGAUGGCUUCAGCAUAUAUGGUAGAAUCCUUUGCCUUGUGGUGAAGAGAAGAGGCAUCGCUAAGGGCAAAGAAAUGGCUGGUGGUGCCGGACAGGCUAUGAUGGAAGAAUGGAUCACGUCGACGCAGAUGGGAGAGGGCCAGAUGAUGGACGAAUAA